AUGAGCGACAAUGGUAUCAAGACCAUACUGGCUCCAAAGUUCGCAAACGAGAUCGCCAGAUCCCCUAUACUCAAUUUCACCACAGUGGUGGGGUUUGAGAUGCAUGCUAAUACUCAAGGAUUUUCCCCAUUUGGAGAGCUUGCAAAGAGCGAAGAUAUCUUUGUAGACGCGGUGCGUAUCAAACUCACGCAGGCACUUGGAAGUAUCACAAAGCCGUUGUCAGAAGAAACAUCUCUCUCUCUCCGAAACCACUGGACCGAUGAUGAAGAAUGGCACGAUCUACCACUCAAACAGAGCAUCGUGCAAAUUAUUGCUCAACUUUCAUCGAGAGUCUUCUUGGGCGAACAGAUGUGCCGAAACCCCGACUGGCUGCGAAUUAUUGUCGACUACACCGUCGAUGCCUUCCAGGCUGGGGACAAGCUUCGAUGGUGGCCGGAAAUCACCCGCCCUAUCGUCGCUUAUUUCCUUUCAUCAACUCGCAAGGUGCAGCAACAACUGCGAGAGGCAGAGAGAAUCCUGAGGCCAAUGCUUGAUGAGAGAAAGAGAGCCAAAGAAAAUGCCCUGAAGGAAGGAAUUGAAUUUCCCCGAUACAAUGAUGCCAUGGAAUGGCUGGAGCAGGCCUCCAAGGGCCGCUCUUAUGAUCCUGUUGCCUUGCAAGUGACCUUCUCAUGGGUGGCAAUUCACACAACAACGGACAUGAUGACUCAAGCAAUCUAUGAUCUUUGCGAGAGACAGGAACUUGUGGAAGAGCUACGAAAGGAAGUCAUUUCUGUGAUAUCGAGCGAGGGAUGGAAGAAAUCCGCCAUGUACAAGCUGCAAUUGAUGGACAGCUUCCUGAAGGAAUCACAACGAAUGAAGCCUGUCAGUAAUGUAUUAAUGCGCCGUAUGGUCGGCAAGGAGUUCAGUCUCAGCGAUGGCACUCACAUCCCGAAAGGCGUACAGCUAAUGGUCUCAGCUGACUGGCACUGGGACUCGGACUUCUACGAGAACCCACUAGCAUUCAAUCCCUAUCGCUUCCUGAAAAUGAAACAGAUCCCCGGACGGGAGAGCCGUGCCCAUCUCGUGUCUCCGUCUCCCGAGCACAUGGGUUUUGGUUAUGGCAACCACGCCUGUCCCGGUCGGUUCUUUGCUGCCAAAGAGAUAAAGACCUUGUUAUGUCACUUAAUAUUGAAAUAUGAUUUCAAGCUUGCAGAAGGGUCUGCCCCUGCCGUUUUGACAUAUGGGGUUGCGGUGACCUCUGACCCACAAGCAAGGAUAUCAGUUCGCUGA
This is a messenger RNA of Penicillium maclennaniae, 1269 nucleotides long. RefSeq names its product cytochrome P450. NCBI's taxonomy places the organism in Eukaryota, Fungi, Ascomycota, Eurotiomycetes, Eurotiales, Aspergillaceae. The coding region runs from base 1 to 1269 and encodes 422 amino acids. The record is from RefSeq and is a predicted model, not a curated record. Gene Ontology annotation, molecular function: oxidoreductase activity, acting on paired donors, with incorporation or reduction of molecular oxygen; iron ion binding; monooxygenase activity. The transcript has 4 exons.